This is a messenger RNA of Homo sapiens (human), 1546 nucleotides long. RefSeq names its product carbonic anhydrase 9 (gene CA9). Gene Ontology annotation, cellular component: nucleolus; nucleus; microvillus membrane. The transcript has 11 exons. The record is from RefSeq and is marked reviewed. The coding region runs from base 33 to 1412 and encodes 459 amino acids. Gene Ontology annotation, molecular function: zinc ion binding; carbonate dehydratase activity. Gene Ontology annotation, biological process: response to hypoxia; response to testosterone; response to xenobiotic stimulus. NCBI's taxonomy places the organism in Eukaryota, Metazoa, Chordata, Mammalia, Primates, Hominidae.
ACCGUGUGCUGGGACACCCCACAGUCAGCCGCAUGGCUCCCCUGUGCCCCAGCCCCUGGCUCCCUCUGUUGAUCCCGGCCCCUGCUCCAGGCCUCACUGUGCAACUGCUGCUGUCACUGCUGCUUCUGGUGCCUGUCCAUCCCCAGAGGUUGCCCCGGAUGCAGGAGGAUUCCCCCUUGGGAGGAGGCUCUUCUGGGGAAGAUGACCCACUGGGCGAGGAGGAUCUGCCCAGUGAAGAGGAUUCACCCAGAGAGGAGGAUCCACCCGGAGAGGAGGAUCUACCUGGAGAGGAGGAUCUACCUGGAGAGGAGGAUCUACCUGAAGUUAAGCCUAAAUCAGAAGAAGAGGGCUCCCUGAAGUUAGAGGAUCUACCUACUGUUGAGGCUCCUGGAGAUCCUCAAGAACCCCAGAAUAAUGCCCACAGGGACAAAGAAGGGGAUGACCAGAGUCAUUGGCGCUAUGGAGGCGACCCGCCCUGGCCCCGGGUGUCCCCAGCCUGCGCGGGCCGCUUCCAGUCCCCGGUGGAUAUCCGCCCCCAGCUCGCCGCCUUCUGCCCGGCCCUGCGCCCCCUGGAACUCCUGGGCUUCCAGCUCCCGCCGCUCCCAGAACUGCGCCUGCGCAACAAUGGCCACAGUGUGCAACUGACCCUGCCUCCUGGGCUAGAGAUGGCUCUGGGUCCCGGGCGGGAGUACCGGGCUCUGCAGCUGCAUCUGCACUGGGGGGCUGCAGGUCGUCCGGGCUCGGAGCACACUGUGGAAGGCCACCGUUUCCCUGCCGAGAUCCACGUGGUUCACCUCAGCACCGCCUUUGCCAGAGUUGACGAGGCCUUGGGGCGCCCGGGAGGCCUGGCCGUGUUGGCCGCCUUUCUGGAGGAGGGCCCGGAAGAAAACAGUGCCUAUGAGCAGUUGCUGUCUCGCUUGGAAGAAAUCGCUGAGGAAGGCUCAGAGACUCAGGUCCCAGGACUGGACAUAUCUGCACUCCUGCCCUCUGACUUCAGCCGCUACUUCCAAUAUGAGGGGUCUCUGACUACACCGCCCUGUGCCCAGGGUGUCAUCUGGACUGUGUUUAACCAGACAGUGAUGCUGAGUGCUAAGCAGCUCCACACCCUCUCUGACACCCUGUGGGGACCUGGUGACUCUCGGCUACAGCUGAACUUCCGAGCGACGCAGCCUUUGAAUGGGCGAGUGAUUGAGGCCUCCUUCCCUGCUGGAGUGGACAGCAGUCCUCGGGCUGCUGAGCCAGUCCAGCUGAAUUCCUGCCUGGCUGCUGGUGACAUCCUAGCCCUGGUUUUUGGCCUCCUUUUUGCUGUCACCAGCGUCGCGUUCCUUGUGCAGAUGAGAAGGCAGCACAGAAGGGGAACCAAAGGGGGUGUGAGCUACCGCCCAGCAGAGGUAGCCGAGACUGGAGCCUAGAGGCUGGAUCUUGGAGAAUGUGAGAAGCCAGCCAGAGGCAUCUGAGGGGGAGCCGGUAACUGUCCUGUCCUGCUCAUUAUGCCACUUCCUUUUAACUGCCAAGAAAUUUUUUAAAAUAAAUAUUUAUAAUAAAA